AACCUUAACAUCACCACAACUCCUUCACUUUCUUUACUUGUCACAGGGGAAUUUCUGCCGGCCGAGCGCACUGAAGACUCAGAGGACCCCGUAGCAUCGCAUCUACCCUGGCAAGAUGUCGUCCGACGAAGAUCGCGCGAUCAAGAUGAGGGAGGCGGGUGAGAGGGAGUCGGCGAGACUGUGGCGCGCGUGGAGGACGGUGCAUGAGAUGGUCCAGGACCGUGGCUAUGAGCUCACGGAGGAAGAAGUGAAGAUCAGUCUUGAGGAUUUCAAAGCCAAGUUCACGGGCGCUGAUGGGACGAUUGAGCGAAAGCUCAUGACCUUCUCUGCAAGACCCAGCGAUGCUAUGAUGAAGAAAUACGCCAAUCCCCCGACUGCGAGUAACCCAAACCCUCCCAGUGCUGAUAUUGGCACCAUCUGGGUCGAGUUUCUCCCCGAUACCUCGGUUGGUAUCAAGCAGAUGCGAAACUUUGCCCAGCAUCUCUCCGCAAACAACUUCCAUACCGGCAUCCUCAUCACGAAUGUCAAUAUCACCCCUGCUGCCUUGAAGAUUAUCCCUGCAGUGCAAUCGGAGACCAGGAUCGAGUGCUUCCUUGAGCAAGACCUGCUGGUCAACAUCACACACCAUGAACUGGUCCCGAAGCAUGUUCUGCUCAGCAAGGAAGAGAAAGCGAAGCUGUUAGAGCGAUACCGUCUAAAGGAUACACAGCUCCCUCGAAUUCAGUUGGGUGAUCCGGUUGCGCGAUACUUAGGGUUGAGAAGGGGGCAGGUUGUUAAGAUCAUCCGGAGGAGUGAGACGGCUGGUCGAUAUGCCAGUUACAGACUUUGUGUUUGAUGGGAGACGGGUAUUAUUAUACGGUUUUUGAUACACGGAGUUGAAUAGGAGUUUGUUUGGGACAAAAGCAUAGGUUGGCGUAUUAGGGAGAGCUAUUCAGCUUACGAAUAUCCAGACCAUGUACCAAUAUUCAACGCGCAAAUCGCUGGGUGAUCUCAGUGUCCUCUUUCAUCACUGACGAAUAGGCUUCUAUCAGGAAUCAGCACAUAUCUAGACCCUUGCUAAUAUGAUCAUAUGUAC
Molecule: messenger RNA, 1075 nt
Organism: Amorphotheca resinae ATCC 22711
Lineage: Eukaryota; Fungi; Ascomycota; Leotiomycetes; Helotiales; Amorphothecaceae
Exons: 2
Coding region: 116-835 (239 amino acids)
Biological process (GO): DNA-templated transcription
Cellular component (GO): RNA polymerase II, core complex; RNA polymerase III complex; RNA polymerase I complex
Molecular function (GO): DNA-directed RNA polymerase activity; DNA binding
Source: RefSeq, a predicted model, not a curated record